ACAGCCUUUGUAACUCUUUGCUCUAUUGAAAGCAUGGUUAUUAUCCUUUCAAUAAAAAAAUCAUGGCUAUCCUCACGUGAAACAUACUACGCCUCAGCCAUGCCUAUCACCAUAAGCCGGCAGCCGUAACGUAAACCCGUGCUUCCUGGCCAAGAACUCCACAGUCAAGGCACAGUUUGAAAUGCAACAUAGGCGUGGCGUUCUUAGCGCCAACUGGGUGAAGGGGCGAGCCAGCCGGCCUCGUUCUCACACUGUCGGCAUGAGGCGCGUCACGCAAACUGAACCCCGUCGCGGUGCAUCCGCAGGUGCCCGGGGCCAGGGAUGGGCAGAUAACCGGCGUUUUUCAUAACGCGGCUCGACUGCGCAUGCAUAAAUCACCUCUUCAACGGGUGCCCAAGCCACUCGUUUCCAUCCUGGUUCUGGAGUUUCGAGUGCUUCUGGCGCAAUGAUGGUGCGUGCCCGGCCGUGCGAUCGAUUCUAUCCUAGUUGCUGAAUUAACUCAUGCUAGUUCCGUGUGGCGAAACUGAUCAUUUGCGGGUGUGAAAUUUUGAUGAUGAUGAUGCAGGCGCAGCCGCAGCUGGAGAAGAAGGCGCCCGCGCGGGCGAGGCCGCCGCUGACGGGGAAGGUCGUGGCCGCGCUCUGCGUGGCCAGCUUCGCCGUCGGCCUGCUGCUCAGCGGCUGGAUGCCGCUCCUGUCGGCGCCGAUCAGCUCCCGGGUGAACAAGACCUCUGCUCCCGGCUGCGACGACAACCGCGUAAGCAAGGGGUUAGCCGGGGAGAGGCAUGACCCCAAGGGCAUCAUAAGCGAGGUGUCCAGGACGCACCACGCUAUCCAGUCGCUGGACAAGGCGGUGUCUUCUCUCGAGAUGGAGCUAGCCGUGGAGCGAGCUCGGAGCGGCGACGCCGGCGCCGGCGCGGCGGGCUCGUCCAAGGCCCUUCAGAAGGCCUUCGUCGUGAUCGGCAUCAACACGGCCUUCAGCAGCAAGAAGCGCCGCGACUCCCUCCGCGAGACCUGGGUGCCCUCAGGGGAGAAGCUGAGGAGGCUGGAGAAGGAGAAGGGGAUCGUGGUCCGGUUCGUCAUCGGCCGGAGCGGGACGGCGGAGGGCGGCGGGGCGGCGGACCGCGCCCUGGACGCGGAGGAGGCGGAGAACAAGGACUUCCUGCGGCUGGACCACGUGGAGGGCUACCACGAGCUGUCCUCCAAGACCAGGAUCUACUUCGCCACCGCCGUCGCCACCUGGGACGCCGACUUCUACGUCAAGGUCGACGACGACGUCCACCUCAACCUCGGGAUGCUGGCAACUAGGCUGGCCAAGUACAGGGCGCGGCCCAGGGUGUACGUCGGCUGCAUGAAGUCCGGGCCUGUCCUGUCACAAAGAGGAGUGAAGUACCACGAGCCGGAGUACUGGAAGUUCGGGGACGUCGGGAACAAAUACUUCCGGCACGCCACCGGCCAGAUCUACGCCGUCUCCAAGGACCUCGCCGCCUACAUCUCCGUCAACCAGCCGAUCCUGCACAGGUUCGCGAACGAGGACGUCUCCGUGGGCGCGUGGCUGAUCGGGCUGGAGGUGGAGCACGUCGAUGACCGGAGCAUGUGCUGCGCCACGCCUCCAGACUGCGAGUGGAAGAAGAGGGCCGGGAACGUGUGCGUGGCGUCCUUCGACUGGUCCUGCAGCGGGGUCUGCAGGUCCGUGGACAGGAUGAAGCUCAUCCACGACGCCUGCGGCGAAGACCAGGCGGCGGUCUGGGGCGUCGCCACCUGAUCUGUGGAGUAGUGGUGGGAGUAGCGCAUCGGCCGGCCGGGCGUGCUGUUUAAUGUUGGGGCUGGCUAGGAAUCAGUCGACUGAGACUCGGCUGACGUCAGCGUAUAUUUUUUAUGGCGCAGCACUUGUUUUCAGUCAGGUUUUGUUACUUUUUCUAGAGGAACUAAGCCAGAUUUUGCUCUACGCAUCGCUGCUUGUUUCUCCACUCGCGAUCGUUGCAUGGGCCUGCAGAUCGGCCCAUUUUUCUUUUUUCGCAUUGCACGUCACGUGCUCGUGCUAUGUUCCUUCUCUUCUUUUUCUUUAGAUCAGUGUUCCUUCUCUUCUUUUUUUAAGAUCUAUGUUCCCUCUCUUCUCUGUGUACUUCUCGCAUAUUUUUUCUCAUCAUUUUUAAAAUGGGUUUGAGUUGUAUAAAAAUAUAUUUUAUGACAAAGAAGUAAAAUAUCAAAAAUGGAAAAAA
Molecule: messenger RNA, 2219 nt
Organism: Aegilops tauschii subsp. strangulata
Lineage: Eukaryota; Viridiplantae; Streptophyta; Magnoliopsida; Poales; Poaceae
Source: RefSeq, a predicted model, not a curated record